UGCAAAUUAUGUUUAAACCAAAAUCCUCAAGAUUGAAUUUAGCAAAAAAAUCAGCCCAUAGAGAAUUCAUGGAUUUUCUGGAUCUUUUGCCAUGAGGAAGAUUGGUACGGACACAUAGUAACUGUCGAGUAGUACACAUUCGCUGUUGAUGUUAUCUGUUGUGGGACGUUGGCUGCCAGUUUCUUCAAAUCUUAUCAAAUUUUUUGCUCUUCGAAGGAACGGAACUAUCACUGAGAUUACAGAAAACUUAAGCUGUGUGAUUGAGAAGAAACCUUUACCGAGCUAUGAAUCCAAAAGAAAGUUUGAAAUUCGAUGUCCAAGAGGUACACGUGAUUAUGGACCUCAAGAUAUGGCGAUACGAGAGCAAGUGUUAAGUACAGUUACAGAGUGUUUUAAACGCCAUGGUGCCGUUACCAUUGAUACACCUGUGUUCGAGUUGCGCGAUAUCUUGUUGGGAAAGUAUGGUGAAGAAGGUGGAAAAUUGAUUUAUGAUUUGUCUGAUCAAGGAGGUGAACUUCUCAGUUUACGUUACGACCUCACGGUACCCUUUGCUCGUUAUCUUGCUAUGAAUAAAACCGUUGUAUAUCUAAAACGGUAUCAUAUUGGAAAAGUUUAUCGAAGAGAUAAUCCUUCCAGAGGACGUUUUCGCGAAUUUUAUCAAUGCGAUUUUGAUAUCGCUGGUUCUUAUGACUUGAUGAUUCCGGAAGCCGAAUUGUUAAGGAUUGUUAAUGAAAUACUGAAUGCAUUAGAUGUUGGUGCAUUUGAGAUUAAAGUAAACCAUAAAUUACUACUCGAUGGCAUGUUUGCUGUUUGUGGUGUGCCAAAAAAGCACUUUAAAGACGUAUGUUCGUCGAUCGAUAAGUUAGACAAGCUUCCAUGGGAAGAUAUCAGAAAUGAAUUGUGCAAUGAGAAGCAGAUUCAUUGUGAUAUCGUCAGCAAACUGGAGACAUACGUAUGUUUGCGGGAACAUAACAGCAGCUUAACAAAUUUUGAUUUGUUAAACUGGUUUGAGAAAGAUGAAGCGACAUCGAAAAAUAAUGAUAUACAGAAAGCGGUGUCUGAAAUGAAACAGCUUUUGGAAUAUUGUGAGCUUUUCGGUGUUCUUUCGACUGUUAUUAUUGAGCCGUCAUUGGCGCGAGGACUUGAUUAUUAUACGGGAGCAAUUUUUGAAGUUACUUUAAAAAACUCUGGAAAAAUACAAAUGGAAAAUAGUGAAACCGACGAAGAAACUCGAAGUAUGAAUAUAGGAUCAGUUGCUGGUGGUGGUCGUUACGAUAAUUUAGUAUCAAUGUUUUUACCGAAACAUAAAGUGCCUUGUGUGGGAAUAUCGAUAGGAAUUGAAAGGCUUUUUACGAUUAUGAAGGAAAAAUCAAAAAUGGAGCAUGUGCGAUCAAAAGAUACGCAAGUUCUUGUAGCUUCGGCGCAAAAGAAAUUGGUAAAAGAAAGAAUGAAGAUUUGUCGGUUGCUUUGGGAUAAUAAUAUCAAGGCUGAAAUGGCUUUGAAAGCAAAUCCAAAGAUGUUAGACCAAAUGCAGUAUUGUGAAGAACAUAAAAUACCGCUAGCAAUAAUUGUUGGUGAGCGUGAGCUGGAAGAAGGCAUUUUGAAACUGAGGGAUGUGCCUUCUCGUGCUGAACAGGAUAUACCUCGGGACAAUUUGGUUGAAGAACUGGAAAGGCGGUUGCAACAUCUGCAGUAGUUGAGAUUUGAUUAAUUGUUGGUCUUUGCUAUAGUUGAAAGAUUUUUCAUUUUUUGGUUUUCGGAGCAACAGAAAUGUCAAAAUUAACGAAAUCUUGUUAGUGAAUUAUGAACUGGUUGAUUUGAGUUUAAAUUCUCGAAUGACCAUUUUUUAGUUUCUGAACUUAGACAGAAUAAUAUUGCAUUUUAUUAAUCAUACUUUAUUAUCUUUUCUCAUUGUUCUUUCCUUUUUGCUGCUUGUUGGGUGAUAAAAUAAAAAGAAUAUGCUCUCUUCCCGCAAUAUUAGUGAAAUAAAUCAAAUCUGAAAGAAUAAAAA
Molecule: messenger RNA, 2011 nt
Organism: Loa loa (African eye worm)
Lineage: Eukaryota; Metazoa; Nematoda; Chromadorea; Rhabditida; Onchocercidae
Product: histidyl-tRNA synthetase, variant
Exons: 11
Coding region: 149-1696 (515 amino acids)
Biological process (GO): nematode larval development; histidyl-tRNA aminoacylation; mitochondrial translation
Cellular component (GO): mitochondrion; cytoplasm
Molecular function (GO): histidine-tRNA ligase activity; ATP binding
Source: RefSeq, a predicted model, not a curated record